This is a messenger RNA of Papaver somniferum (opium poppy), 555 nucleotides long. RefSeq lists its product as uncharacterized. NCBI's taxonomy places the organism in Eukaryota, Viridiplantae, Streptophyta, Magnoliopsida, Ranunculales, Papaveraceae. The transcript has a single exon. The coding region runs from base 169 to 384 and encodes 71 amino acids. The record is from RefSeq and is a predicted model, not a curated record.
GAACUAGGAGUCUAGGAAAUAUCACAAAUCAUCGGGCAAAUUGAUCACAAACCAUCUAAGAAACUAACAGAAAAAAAGAGUUCCUCAACCAGUUCGUUCGCCAAAAUUUGCUCUAAAAUACAUCUUUUUGUACAUCUUUUAGUUCCUCAACCAUCUUUUAGUUCAAACAUGGUAGGAUGUGUAGAAUGUGGGACGAGAAGAAAUCCAUGCCGAUGCAGGGUAUUCGGACCAACACUCGGGUGCGUGGCGUUUUGCGUCGCAGCAGUGGUAGAAUGGCCGAUCGGAGCCGUGGUGUAUAUCUUUAAACACAUGAAAGGAAAACGGAUCAUGGGUCAUCCUGCUCGUGUUGUUUAUCCCAAAGUUUCCAAUUGCAUGCCUAUCUAAGAUUCUAAAUCAAUAGUAUGAGAUUGAUCUUCAGCAUCAAUCUCUUAUUGAUCUUCCUUUUAUGUUGACCUCAUUUCUGUAUGACUGUAUACCAGACUAUACUGUGUAUCUUUUUUUGAGCUUUCCUUUGUGCUAAUGUAAUAAAUAUUUUCUCCAGUAAAUUUUUGUUCC